Molecule: messenger RNA, 3364 nt
Organism: Monopterus albus (swamp eel)
Lineage: Eukaryota; Metazoa; Chordata; Actinopteri; Synbranchiformes; Synbranchidae
Gene: ptpn18
Product: protein tyrosine phosphatase non-receptor type 18
Exons: 16
Coding region: 100-1518 (472 amino acids)
Biological process (GO): protein dephosphorylation
Cellular component (GO): cytoplasm; nucleus
Molecular function (GO): non-membrane spanning protein tyrosine phosphatase activity
Source: RefSeq, a predicted model, not a curated record
GCUGUGCCUCAGUUUCACUUUUGACCGGGCAGGCUGCAGUCACAGCUCUGUUGCAGUCAGAGCAGGUCGCCUCCUGUGCUGCGUGUUAUCUGAGGUGACAUGGAGCUGCUGCCCUCUCUGCUGUCCACCCUGAGGAGCCAGGAUACUGGGACUCUGGAUCACGAGUACAGUCUGAUGCGUUUACAGAGCACUGUGUUAAAGAGAGGCCUGAGUUUGACCACGGAGGCCGGAGCUCUGAAGGAGAACAUUAAGAAGAACAGAUACAAGGACAUCCUGCCAUACGACCAGUCUCGGGUGGUGCUCACUCUGGUGACCUCAGACUCUGACUCUGACUACAUCAACGCCAGCUUCAUCAAGGGGGCAUCAGCAGAGCUCAGGUACAUCGCCUCCCAGGGUCCACUCAGCUCCACCCUGACCGACUUCUGGAGGAUGAUUUGGCAGCAUGACGUCAAGGUGGUGAUCAUGGCCUGCAGAGAGAUCGAGAUGGGAAAGAAGAAGUGUGAGUGUUACUGGGCCCCAGUUCACCAGUCGGCUGCAUUUGGACCCUUCACUGUCUAUAACCAGGGGGAGACACAUCCGAGUGAAGAUGUGGUGGUCAGAACGCUGGCUGUCACAUACCUGCAGGACUGCCGUGCAGUGAUCCAGUAUCAGUUCCUGUCGUGGCCGGAUCACGACGUUCCCUACGAAGCUGCAGGAGUCCUGGACCUGCUGGAGAGAGCCAGAGACAGCCAGGGAGCACAUGGCUCGCCUCUGCUGGUGCACUGCAGUGCAGGCUGUGGGAGGACGGGAGUCAUCUGCGCUCUCGACUACAUCCAUGACCUGCUGGUUACCAAGCAGCUCACAGCAGAUUUCAGCAUCCAGAAGAUCGUCCAGCAGCUCAGGAGGCAGAGGCCCUCUGCAGUCCAGACUAAAGAUCAGUAUCGGUUCAUCUUCACUGCUGUCACCUGUAUGUUCGAGCGGGCCCUGCAGUCGUCCGGGGGUCAGCUGUGCUGCAGCCUGCCUGAGCUGAAGAAACCAGAGGAGAAAAGCACAACACCUGCGUCCUCCACCACGAGAUUAUCGACGCAGGUUGCCAUGAAUGAUACGUACGCUGUGGUCAACAAGCCCAAACAUCCACACCCACCUACAACAAGCCCCACCUACGCUGACGUGGCCCUGCCCAGGUCGAGCAGGACCCUGCCCCCCACCCACUACUAUGAUAAUGAUGCUACCGGGGGGGCAGCAGCUCCCAUCUACAGCGUCGUCAGACCCCGACCUAAAUCUGCCAUGCCCGCCUGUGCCACAGCUACACCAGCCAAUCACAGGGUGGGGGAGGAACCACUGUCAAUGGGGGACAGCGGAGAUUAUCACCUGGUGCCAGGACUCCCACCAACAGACGCCGAUUAUGAAGACAUGUCCUCUUCAGUCUCGGACAUGAGCGGCUCCUGUUCACCAGGUGGCAUCGGGUUUAACUGUCGCAUUCAGAAACCUCGAGGACCCCGAGAUCCUCCUGCUGAGUGGAUCCAACUGAAGAGAUGAACUGGUCGAACUGGACCUCGCUGGGUUACUGUAGACUCUUAGACUUGAUCAGUGCAUUAAAGUUAACAUGAAGGGAUGAAGUGAACCGAAGGGCCGCGGCCUGUGAGACUGUUGUGUGAUGUGAUGGGACAGUUGUUGUUUGUGGAUCAGUUUCUCAUGAGUGUUUGCAGGCAGCAGGUUUUCAUGCAAAGAGUGUGUGUUUGUGUUUUAUACAUAGUUUUUAAAACUCGAUCCUCUGCACACGUCUGUGUGUUACUCUGACAAAGUGCUCGAGCAUGUGAACAAUUCGGAUACCGGUUUGGUUAAUUUUGUCAACAAGAGUUUAAAUAUUCAAAAAGAGAAGUAACGUGGAUUAAAUACGAUGUGCAACAUACGUGUAAGAGCUGCACAUGAAGUGUUCUGCAUCAACUGACACAGGAUAAAACACUAGGAGCUUCAAACCAGCAGCUCGUGGACUGUUAACACCAUAAAAGGUCCUGCACUGAAAAUGGCUUCAGUAAAACCACGUGAGCACAGUCAGGAAAUCCUGAUUCAAAUCUCACAAGCGAAAGAACCGUAAUCUAUGCUCCAGUAGACCAUCAGACUGUUAUUAGGCUACUCGUGCAUUACUGUGCACAUCUUCCUCCUGCAGUCGGUUGAGGUACAGCUAGUUUGUACAAGGCUGGAGCCCGUGAUUAUUUGUUGACUACAUAAUUGUUUGGUUUGUAAAAGUUCAGAAAACUGUGAGAAACCUCGCCACAGUGAGCCAGAGUGACCCGGCAGCCCAGAGCAGUACUGUUACUUCAAAGGUAAAGCAAUAAAAUGUCAUGAGAGACCGGAGCCGUGGCGUGGUUUUUCAUUAUUACUCAACUUUCUGUUUGGAAACUUGACCUAACUGAAGUUAAAACUCUCUUCACUGUUCAACUUCUGUUUUCCAUUUCUUACAGAUUCCCUGUUCUGUCAUUUGCUUCCUUCCUUCCCUCCUUUUCUACAUCCUUCUAAUGGCUCCAUCCUCCAUCCUAGUUCCUAUAUUUCCUUCUUUCAUUUUUUUGAAUUUAUACACUUUAUACAUAAGACACACACCUGUCCUCUUUCAUAAACUUGUCCUUCUCUUCUUGCACUAACUUAACCAGUCUGCCUCUUCUAAGUGAUCAGCAGCUUGUAAUACCUGUGGAAGUGAUUUUUCUAUUAUCAUCGCUGUUGUAACAGGCAGAAAAGGAGAUGUGCUCAGUUCUGUCACUGUACUACAGGCAGCACUACAGUAUCAGUUGUAGGAGUAAAUUUGAAAGUGAAGUAAUUUUACUUAAAUCCAACGCAGGCCUUGGUGUUGGGGCGGCCCGCUGCCUCAGCAUGGAGGCUCCAGGUGCGAACCUGGUGGCCGACCAGAACCUUUCUGUGCAGACAUUUCUUCUUCGUUGGUUUCCUCCAGCUACUCUAGCUUCCUCCCACAGUCCAAACACAUGCAGGUUAGGGUGACCGGUGUCUCUGUGCAUCAGCCCUGUGACAGACUGGCCAUCUGUCCAGGUGGACGCUGCCUGUCGCCCAGUGGCUUCUAUCACACACUUCCAAUACUGACCACCAGGAGGCAGCAGAGCAGCAUGAAAUCAGCAGGUGGUCCACACAGUACAGUAGCAUCCAGAUCCCAGACCAGUAUAAGAACAGGCACUCAGGGAGGAAGAGCAUGGUUUCAGGUUAACCUUCAGCAUAACUGGACUGAGGUCAAUGUGUGGCUUUCUUCAGACUGUGCACAGUGAUUCGUUCUCAGCCUGUGGAGCUGGUUGUUGGAAACAGAUGCCUCCCGUGUUUCCUGAGGAAACCCACCCCCCCAGUGCAGCGGUGUGUCUCACUGGGGGGGUUAGUAGCUGGU